AGGGGCGCUAGGGCGGGGUCCGCCCAUUGUUCAUCCGGGUACGGAGCGCAUUCCUUCCCUCACUUCUUCGUUGUGCGGGCGGCCGUUAGGAUCCAGUCUUUCCAACUCCGAGAGAGACCUGGUGCCUCUACCCAGGCUUCUGUUGCUCUGUCACCUGCGCCGUGCCCUGCUGUAGUCUCAGAAGCUGUAGAGAGGACUCUGGGACAUCAGAAAACUGGGAAAUGGACCCAGUGGCCUUUGAGGAUGUGGCUGUGAACUUCACCCAGGAGGAGUGGGCUUUGCUGGAUAUUUCCCAGAAGAAUCUCUACAGGGAAGUGAUGCUGGAAACUUUCAGGAACCUGAUUUCUUUAGGAAGAAAGUGGAAAGACAAGAGCAUUGAAGAUGAGUGCCAAAACCCUAGGAGAAACUUAAGGAGUCUUAUAGAAGAGAAAGUCAAUGAAAUUAAAGAAGACAGUCAUUGUGAAGAAACUUUUACCGAGGUUCCAGAUGACAGGCUGAACUUCCAGAAGAAGAAAACUUCUCCUGAAGUAAAAUCAUGUGAAAGCUUUGUGUGUGGAGGAGUUGGCAUAGGUAACUCAUCGUUUAGUAUGAACAUCAGCGGUGACUUUGGACAGAAGCCAUAUAAGUGUCAACAACCUAGGAAAACCUUCAGAUAUUGCCCUUCCUUUAGAACACAAGAAAGGGAUCACACUGGAGAGAAACUCUUUGCUUAUAAAGAAUGUGGAGAAACCUCUAUUUCCCAUUCAAGCAUUCGAAGACACAUGGUAAUGCACAGUGGGGAUGAACCUUAUAAAUGUAAGUUUUGUGGGAAAGCCUUCUGUCAUCUCAGUUUAUAUCUUUUGCAUGAAAGAAUCCACACUGGAGAGAAACCAUAUGAGUGUAAACAAUGUGGUAAAUCCUUUAGUUAUUCUGCUACCCUUCGAAUACAUGAAAGAACUCACACUGGAGAAAAGCCUUAUGAAUGUCAGGAAUGUGGGAAAGCAUUCUUUAGUUCCAGUUCCUUUCAAGCACAUGAAAGAACCCACACUGGGGCGAAGCCAUAUGAAUGUAAACAAUGUGGCAAAUCUUUCAGUUGGUUUCGUUCCUUUCAAAUACAUGAAAGAACUCACACUGGGGAGAAGCCCUAUGAAUGUAACAAAUGUGAUAAAGCAUUCCAUAAUCCCAGAUCCUUUCGUAGACAUGAAAUGAGUCACACGGGAGAGAAGCCUUAUCAAUGUAAGCAAUGUGGAAAAGCAUUCACAUGUUCCAGUUCUGUUCGUAGACAUGAAAGGACCCACUCUGGGAAAAAACCCUAUGAAUGUAAGCAGUGUGGGAAAGCAUUCUCCUAUCUUACAAGUUUUCAAACACACAUGAGAAUGCACUCUGGAGAAAGACCUUAUAAAUGUAAGAUAUGUGGGAAAGGCUUUUAUUCUGCCAGUUCGUUUCAAAUGCAUGAAAACACUCACACAGGAAAGAAACCCUAUAAAUGCAAGCAAUGUGGUAAAGCCUUCAGUUAUCCUACUUCCUUUCGAUAUCAUGUUAGGACUCACACUGGAGAGAAACCUUAUGAGUGUAAGCAAUGCAGUAAAGCCUUCAGUUGUUCCAGUUCCUUUCGAAAUCAUGAAAGAAUUCACACUGGAGAGAAACCCUAUGAAUGUAAGCAAUGUGGGAAAGCCUUGGGAUCUGUCAAAAGCCUUCAAAUUCAUGAAAGGACACACACUGGAGAGAAACCCUAUGAAUGUAAGCAAUGUGGUAAAGGCUUCAAUUGUUCCAGUUCCUUUCGAAAACAUGAAAGGACCCACACUGGAGAGAAACCCUAUGAAUGUAAGCAAUGCGGGAAAGCCUUGGGAUCUGUCAAAAGCCUUCGAAUUCAUGAAAGGAGACACACUGGAGAGAAACCCUAUGAAUGUAAGGAAUGUGGAAAAGCGUUCAGUGAUUUCUCUUAUUUUAAAAUACAUGAAAGGAUGCACACAGGAGAGAAGCCUUAUGAAUGUAAGCAUUGUGGGAAAGCAUUCAGAUCUGCUAAGUUCCUUCAAAUACAUGCAAGAACACACACUGGAGAGAAGCCUUGUGAAUGUAAGGAAUGCGGAAAAGCAUUUGCUUCUUUUUCUUCCCUGUAUAUACACAAAAGGACUCAUACUGGAGAGAAGCCAUAUAAAUGUAAGGAUUGUGGGAAAGCAUUCAGCUUACCUACUUCCUUUCAUAGACAUGAAAAGACUCAUGCUGGAAGCAAACCCUAUGAAUGCAAACUAUGUGGCAAAGCUUUCAGUUCUUUCAGUUCUUUUCAAUAUCAUGAAAGGACUCACACUGGGGAGAAACCCUAUCAAUGUAAGCAAUGUGGGAAAGCCUUUAUUUCUUCGGCUUCUUUUCAGUAUCAUGAAAGGACUCACACAGGAGAGAAACCCUAUGAGUGUACGCAAUGUGGAAAAGCCUUUGUUUCUUCUAGUUCCCUUCAUAGACAUGAAAAGACUCAUGCUGGAAGGAAACCCUAUGAAUGCAAGCAGUGUGGCAAAAGUUUCACUUCUUCCAGAUCUUUUCAACAUCAUGAAAGGACUCACACUGGGGAGAAACCCUAUCAAUGUAAGCAGUGUGGGAAAGCCUUCAUUUCUUCCACUUCUUUUCGAUGUCAUGAAAGGACUCACACAGGAGAGAAACCCUAUGAGUGUACGCAAUGUGGAAAAGCCUUCAUUUCUUCUAGUUCCCUCCAUAAACAUAAAAAGACUCACGGUGGAAGGAAACCAUAUGAAUGCAAGCAAUGUGGCAAAGGUUUCGCUUCUUCCAGUUCUUUUCAAUAUCAUGAAAGGACUCACACUGGGGAGAAACCCUAUCAAUGUAAGCAAUGUGGGAAAGCUUUCAGAUCUGCCUCACAACUUCAAACACAUGGAAGGAUUCACACUCGAUACUCUCAAGAGAAAUCAUAUAAAUGUAUAAAUGUAUGGGAAAGCCUUCCGAUCUGCCAAGAUUCUUUGAAUACAGACAAUGAACAUAAACAAUUAACUGUUUAUAAUUACUAUAUACUAACAAAUGUUAUUCUUUUUAAUUAAGAAGUUAUAACAAAAUACCCUGUUGCUGUCAUGUACUAGAUCAAGUUUAUAAUGUUUCCAUGUUAUUAUUUGGACAUUUUGAGUCAUUUCUACCAUGUGGAUAAAAUGCCAGGCAUCUUUUUCCUCAUGGAAAUUUUACUUUUCAUGCUUAUGUACUUAAAUUUUUAUCUCUACCCUAAUUAUUCAUUCACAAUACCAAAAGUUAUCUCAUGUACCUCGAGUGCCUUCUUCCCCAAAACCACCAGUGCCAUACCUGUUUUCACCAAGGGUGCAAUACAGCAUAGUGAUAAAUAUGACCAAAAGCCAUAAAUUACUAUGUGACAUAUAAGAUUUAUAAGUUAGUCACAUUAGUAAGAAGAGAAAAAUUUUAGUUAUAUUUAUGAUUUGAAAUAUGUU
Messenger RNA from Saimiri boliviensis boliviensis (Bolivian squirrel monkey), 3419 nucleotides. RefSeq lists its product as uncharacterized. Gene Ontology annotation, molecular function: DNA-binding transcription activator activity, RNA polymerase II-specific; RNA polymerase II cis-regulatory region sequence-specific DNA binding. The record is from RefSeq and is a predicted model, not a curated record. Gene Ontology annotation, cellular component: nucleus. Lineage: Eukaryota; Metazoa; Chordata; Mammalia; Primates; Cebidae. Gene Ontology annotation, biological process: regulation of transcription by RNA polymerase II.